AAAACCGCUGUGGAUCGUAAAAUAUCUGUAGGCAGCGUGUCACGACCGACUAAUUGACAAACAAAUUCUGGAAGUGAUGGACACAACCAAUGAGGGACAAGGGGACUCAUCUCACUCCAACCUGUAUGCGUCAAUCCGGAAUCUAAAAGACAUUCCAAUCCCAAUCAUCGUACAAGUUUCCAGUUCUGAAAAGUCUGACAGGCCAUCCAAUCAAGUUCCUCCACAACUGGAGAGAGACUCGGAAGUAGCCAACGGACGUAACACUUAAUUUCACCUUAAUAGUUUUUUUUGUUGUAUUUGUACAACGUAUUUUUGACUCAUUGGAACUGCACAGCAACUCGUGUCCACUCCGUGACCCCCAAAGAAACGAGAAAUGGGACUUCCUUCACCCCAAGACCUCGAACUGCAUUCACAGCUCCCUUGAGAAAAAUUACUCACCGCACUGUGACGGCCACCUCUGAAAUGUCAUUGCUGAGUGAAAGUUCAUGUGCAAGUAGUCUAGCAAGCCCUAUCAACACAGCUUAUGCAUCCAUUCACCCAGCAGCUCCUUACUCCCGUGGGAGCUGGAUAUCGGGGAAAAGUCGACCGAUUUCUACAUCUCGCAUCGUUCUGAAGAACAUUAACGGUCGACAGGCGAAGGAGAGCGAGACCAUCCUCCGGAACAAGUUUCAAAUUCCGCUGCCCACUGAAGACGCCUAUAACGAGUGGCGUGUAGGUAUGGAGGACCCCACAGAAGAGUCCCGCAAACUUUGCGACCUGUCCGAGUUGUUGUACGAAGUGGAGCAGGAACCACCUCUCGAUCCUCACCAACCAGAGUCAGAGGAUGUCUACAAGUUCAAUUUGGUCUGCGGAAGAAUUGCCGAAUACUGCUCAAAUUUCGUUAGGAUGCCAACACCGCCAGGAUUCAUGGUGCAGUGUCAAAUCACUCGGUCGCGACAAGGAAUUAAUGGUCUGCUGUAUCCCACGUAUUUUAUGCAUCUAGAGAAUAAGAAUGGUGUUCCUGGGGUGAUGAUUCUGACUGCGGUUCGGAGCAACCUGGUGAAAACGGAUUAUGUUAUUAGCACAAAUCCAGCUGAAAUGUCACCAAAGAGCGAAUUUUGUGCCGGAAUUCUCCAAACAAAUCUCUGGGGAUCGGACUGUGUUCUUAAAGUCCCUGUGAAAUCAGAGAAAAAUGGAGAAACUUGUGACGAGCAGAAAAAAGAAUGGGAGCAAUUGAUGUCUCUCAAAUUUGAAUCCAACGCUCUUGGAAUCAAAGGCCCGAGAAAGUUGUCGGUUGCAAUUCCAAAAUUGAAGUCUGAUUGGGAACAGUGUCAUCCGGGAUCUUUCACGUUUCCUCCAAAUGACGAGGACACUGAACAAGUGGCCAUUGUGAAGAACAGGGCUCCCCGAUGGAGUGAGGAUACCUGCACGUACGUCCUCAAUUUCUCCAGCCGAGUACAAAGGUCAAGUGUUAAGAAUUUCCAGUUGGAGUAUCAGAUCAAGGGUUCUGACUUCACGUUGCUCCAAUUUGGUCGAUGCAACAGAAGCAAGAACUUCAUUUUGGACUUUAGCUACCCAUUCUGCCCAUUGCAAGCUUUUGCUAUUGCGUUGACCUCUUUCGACGUCAAGUGGGGGCUGGAUUAAGAAUUAUAUCAUCAAGUCGGUCAAAAAAGCUGUCAUGUUCAAAUAAACAUCAAAGUGAAGGGUGAACUUAUAUACGAUAAGUUUCCUUUAAAAUGUAGUAGAAUAUGAAUAGUGGAAGGAAUAAAGUGAAUUUAU
Molecule: messenger RNA, 1758 nt
Organism: Folsomia candida
Lineage: Eukaryota; Metazoa; Arthropoda; Collembola; Entomobryomorpha; Isotomidae
Product: tubby-related protein 3-like
Exons: 7
Coding region: 463-1623 (386 amino acids)
Source: RefSeq, a predicted model, not a curated record